Molecule: messenger RNA, 711 nt
Organism: Staurois parvus
Lineage: Eukaryota; Metazoa; Chordata; Amphibia; Anura; Ranidae
Source: the annotation of a GenBank genome assembly
GCCGUAUACGGCCCGCGGGCCGUAGUUUGCCCAUUGCUGGUCUAGCCUGUGGUCAUGCUGAACAAUGUUUCAGGAAGCAUAGCAUUCUCCACGGCUUCUCCAGACCCUUUCACAUCUGUCAUAUGUGCUCAGGCUCCUGUAUUCCUGUACUGUGUCCGCAGUCUCUGGUCUUCUCCUGUACUGUGUCCGCAGUCUCUGGUCUUCUCCUGUACUGUGUCCGCAGUCUGUGGUCAUCUCCUGUAGUAUGUCCGCAGUCUCUGGUCAUCUCCUGUACUGUGUCUGUAUUUCCCUGCAGUCUCUGGUCAUCUCCUGUAGUGUGUCUGCAGUCUCUGGUCAUCUCCUGUAGUAUGUCCGCAGUCUCUGGUCAUCUCCCAUAGUAUGUCUGCCGUCUCUGGUCAUCUCCUGUACUAUGUCCGCCGUCUCCCUUUCACGUCUGUCAUAUGUGCUCAGGCUCCUGUAUUCCUGUACUGUGUCCGCAGUCUCUGGUCUUCUCCUGUACUGUGUCCGCAGUCUCUGGUCUUCUCCUGUACUGUUUCCGCAGUCUCUGGUCAUCUCCUGUACUGUUUCCGCAGUCUCUGGUCAUCUCUUGUAGUAUGUCCGCAGUCUCUGGUCAUCUCCUGUAGUAUUUCCGCAGUCUCUGGUCAUCUCCUGUACUGUGUCCGCAGUCUCUGGUCAUCUCCUGUACUGUGUCCGCAGUCUCUGGUCAUCUCC